Messenger RNA from Wallemia mellicola CBS 633.66, 1834 nucleotides. RefSeq lists its product as hypothetical. The record is from RefSeq and is a predicted model, not a curated record. Gene Ontology annotation, cellular component: cytoplasm. The transcript is spliced from 3 exons. NCBI's taxonomy places the organism in Eukaryota, Fungi, Basidiomycota, Wallemiomycetes, Wallemiales, Wallemiaceae. Bases 146 to 1834 code for a protein of 562 amino acids.
GGAAGCACAAGAUCCAUGGGCAGUAGACCCGAGAGCUUCCCUAUCAGAAAUAAACAAGAUAUCGCCUAGUAAUUACUUGGAAAAUGAUCAAAACCCCUUCGAAUAUGAGCAAUCGCAGAGGCCGACACCCUUAGCAACACAACCAAUGCACCCACGCUCGCUAUCGAAUGAUAUUUCAGCUGCACAGUCAGAUAGGCAUCAGGACGAUACAUUAAUAGCCACUCUAUUAGUAGACUUCCAUCAUAACUUUGGCCCUAUCAUUGAAUAUUGCCAUCCUAAGGAUACAAUCACUGAUAACGAUUUUACACGUCUACUUCCAUUCCUUGCUUUACCAGAUGGUGCACAUAUGACCCAGGAAGACUUCUCCUACUUUCACCUGAAACCUCCAGCUGACGGUAGUCUUGGUAACAACACUAUAUUUGGGAUAAGCUGCAAUAGACAACUCAAAUCAAGCGAGUUGCUAGAACGCGAUAGUCAUGUUACACGUUCUAUUGUUCAAAAAGCAAUCGUCGUACUCACGACUAAACCUGUUUUUGGUCCAAUUAGGGAUAAACUAGGUGUUAUCACACGCGCUUUCUUCUCACAGAGGAACUUCAGCGAACUCCAACUACUCGUACAAUUUCAUCAAUCACUCCAACACAGUCUAUCUGGAUACACAAACCAGGCUGUUCUUAAUUCCGGUACUAAUUUACAUGAGCUUGUUCUUAAAUUCAAGAACAAGACGUUGACACUCCUCAAAUUGCUCCUUUUGCAAAAGAGAAUACUCUUUUUUGGAUAUAGACCUCUGUCAAAACACCCAGAAUACCCAGUCGAGCGGUUGUGUAACUUUCAAUACUCUUUGAUCUCACUUAUACCUAAUCUCCUACACGCAUUGUCGCAAGCAGCAAGUCCCGAUAUACCUACCACGUUCGGUUCGAAAAAUAUCCCACCUACAUCCUUACGCACAACAGACAGGGAGAGUCUACUACAAUACGCUGGUAUGCCCCUCGAUUUGUUUGGUAAAGGUGCUUUCUUUCAGCCUUACAUGCCUCUCCAGCAGAUUGAUAUGCUGACAUCAAAAGAUACAAGCUCUUUCUUAGUUGGAACAACGAAUGCAGUCUUUACUCAGCAAAAGAAUCUGAAAUUGGAUGUAGUUGUAAACAUAGAGACUGGUGCUCUAGAUAUUCAAACACCAGGUUUGGAGAAAAUAGUACAACCAACAUAUCAGGAUAGAAAAUGGAUGGAUGAAAUCGUUACUUCUGUUACAAAUACUCAUCAUAGACAAAGCAACUUUAAUGGUGGCGGCCCUGUCAGUUUUGUCGAUAGCGACGAUUGGCUUAGGGCCAAGUUUGAAGAUUACAUUUGCUCAGCGCUGGCGUCAAUUAAGUACGUAGACUAUGUCAAAUACGGUGGUGCUGCUGUCAAGCGUAAUGAAGGUCCCUUGGCUGGUAACAAUUACGAAAAGAAUCCUACCCAGUCAUUUGGUGAGGGAUUCGUGAAUACGAUGCGACAAUCCACCGCCUUCAUAGACUGGAAUAUGCGUACGGAUGUCGCGCUAUUCGACCUAAUUGAACCUCGACACCCAUACAAUUCUGGGAACAGCCUCGGAAUGCGUCUAAGCGAGGGUCUCAACGAUUUGCACGCCAGAUUACCCGAGAGGAGAGGGUCUAGCGAUAGCAGCAACACAUCAAAGAAUGCAUCAUCGAUGAAAAGCACACUAGGUGGUUUCGGAGCAUACAUAGCAGGAAAAGCGCGCAAUUCUCUACCUGCGUCUAAAUCGUCAUCGUCUAUAGCGCCACCACCAAAAGACGACGAGGCUGAGAGUGCAUGGCAGAGUCCGUUUUCUGCUAAAUAA